This is a messenger RNA of Alosa sapidissima (American shad), 5440 nucleotides long. It is a transcript of the gene slc5a3b, whose product is annotated as solute carrier family 5 member 3b. Gene Ontology annotation, cellular component: plasma membrane. Gene Ontology annotation, molecular function: D-glucose:sodium symporter activity. NCBI's taxonomy places the organism in Eukaryota, Metazoa, Chordata, Actinopteri, Clupeiformes, Clupeidae. Bases 573 to 2732 code for a protein of 719 amino acids. Gene Ontology annotation, biological process: myo-inositol transport; transmembrane transport; inositol metabolic process. The transcript has 2 exons. The record is from RefSeq and is a predicted model, not a curated record.
UAUCAGCCCAUUCAAAUGGACCAGGCGAUUUAGGCUAUAAAAGAGCGCUCCUGAAGAUGCGUCUGUGAAGAAUAGCCUACAAAGUUUGCCCAAGCGAGCUAUCGCUAAAGUGACGAAUAUUGCUGUUACUAACUUCGCAUCGCGAACCAAACCUCGAGACAUCGAAGUGGACUGCAGAUUGCGAUUCAUUCAUUCUGAACGGAUGUCUGCUAGCUAGGCUACUGUACUUGCUGUAGCCUAUGUGGCUUUUGGAUAUUAGGCCAAUUUGCAUUCGUUGAAAUGGAAUGUAAGCUCUAGCCAUUACUAGACCAGAGACCAGAAGCAUCCUACCCCAAAUAAAUCCCCUGUGCAGCACCGGUGGAUUACCUUACCUUAAUACUCAUAGAAAUUGACCAGAUGGUGGAUUCUUCAGUUUGCCUUCCAGACAGACAGCAAACCAAAGGAUAAAGCAUUUUAACAAAAGCAGAUGUUGCAUAGGAUUUUUUUAUUCCAUUAAACUACAUCUUUAACCCGUAGGUACUUUUUUAAAAAGGAAUUUCUUACUAAAUCGGGAGUAGACUGUCGUCUGAAACAUGGCUCCAACAAUGAUGGAAGCUGCAGAUAUUGCUAUUGUGGCACUGUACUUUGUCUUGGUUCUCGCGAUUGGCUUCUUCGCCAUGUGGAAAGCCAAUCAGAGCACGGUGAGUGGCUACUUCCUUGCUGGACGGUCCAUGAACUGGGUUGUGAUUGGAGCAUCGCUCUUCGUCAGCAACAUCGGCAGCGAGCACUUCAUCGGCCUGGCUGGAUCCGGAGCAGCCAGUGGCUUUGCCGUCGGCGCUUGGGAGUUCAACGCCCUGCUCCUUCUGCAGCUCCUCGGUUGGGUCUUCAUCCCUGUGUACAUCCACUGCGGGGUCUACACCAUGCCAGAAUACCUCUCUAAGCGCUACGGCGGGCGGAGGCUGAAGAUGUACUUCGCAGCCCUUUCCAUCAUGCUCUACAUCUUCACAAAGCUAUCUGUGGACUUGUAUGCCGGCGCCCUGUUUAUACAGGAGUCCCUAGGCUGGAAUCUGUACUUGUCAAUCAUCAUUCUCAUCAGCAUGACUGCCUUGUUGACCGUUACUGGCGGCCUGGUCGCUGUGAUGUACACUGACACACUACAGGCUGUGCUCAUGAUUGGUGGUGCUCUGAGUCUGACCAUCAUCAGCAUGGUGAAGGUUGGUGGCCUGGAGGGAGUCAGGAAAAAGUACAUGGAGGCUGUCCCCAAUGUCACAGCCAUACUGGCAGCCAACAACUUCACCUAUACCAACUCGUGCCGCAUCUAUCCAAAGCCAGACUCCCUGCGGAUCUUGCGUGGGCCUCUUGACGAGGACAUUCCCUGGCCUGGUUUCCUUUUGGGCCAGACGCCAGCCUCAAUCUGGUACUGGUGCGCCGAUCAAGUCAUCGUCCAGCGAGUGCUUGCUGCAAAGAACAUCGCCCACGCCAAGGGUUCCACACUCAUGGCAGGAGUCUUGAAAGUCCUCCCAAUGUUCAUUAUUGUCAUUCCAGGGAUGAUCUCCCGCAUACUGUUUGCAGAUGAGCUUGUUUGCAUUAGCCCAGAACACUGCAUGCAGGUGUGCGGCAGUCAGGCAGGCUGCUCCAACAUUGCUUACCCACGUCUGGUGAUGAGUGUGAUGCCGGUCGGUCUGCGCGGUUUGAUGAUGGCGGUCAUGAUCGCCGCUCUAAUGAGCGACCUGGACUCCAUCUUUAACAGCGCAAGCACCAUCUUCACCCUGGACAUCUACAAGAUGGUCCGCAAGUGCGCCUCCUCCCGAGAGCUGUUGAUCGUUGGCCGCAUGUUUGUGAUCGUCAUGGUGGGAAUCAGCAUUGCUUGGGUGCCAGUCAUCAUCGAGAUGCAAGGGGGCCAAAUGUACCUCUACAUCCAGGAGAUUGCAGGGUACCUUACUCCACCGAUAGCUGCCCUGUUCAUGCUUGGCGUAUUUUGGAAACGGUGCAACGAGACAGGCGCCUUCUGGGGCGGCAUGACUGGCUUCACCCUGGGAACCAUGCGCCUGAUCCUCGGGUUCAUCUACCGUGAGCCCCGCUGUGACCAGCCCGAUGACCGCCCCUUUUUCAUCACCCACAUUCACUACAUGUAUGUGGCAGCGAGUCUCUUUUGGGUCUCCGGAGGGGUUGCUGUAGUGGUCAGUCUCUGCACUCCUCCCCCUUCGAAGGACAAUACACACAACACCACUUUUUGGGGGCUUCCCAAAGUCGAGGGACAUCCUGUCAGAGACUGCGAGGAGCUCCGCGAGCCCGAAAAGGGCCCCAUCCACUGCAACGGCAGCCUCCACAAGCAGGUACCCACCGACAUCCAGAAAGAGAAGAUCCUGGAUGACGUUGAAAUCAAACUCCUCCUCCCUGCCGGAGACAACAUGCCCAUGAUCCCGAACAGCGAGCUGCCCACAUCAAUGGAGAGUUUUGGGAACGGCCUCACUGAGCUUGUGGGCAAAGAGGAGGAUGGAAGUUUCCCCAACAACAGCAGCAUCACCGGACACCACCAAGGGGAGAAGGGCUUAUGCAUGCGUCUGUUCGACUGGAUCAACAGCUACAAGGACCAGGCGCCCACAACCCAAGCUAAGGUGCCAGAGGAAGACCAAGAACAAAUCAUCAUGGAGAUGCUUUAUGAACCUCCCAAAACCAAGCUGGUGCUGAACAUUGGCCUUGUUGUGGUGUGCUCCUUGGGAGUUUUCAUGUUUGUGUAUUUUUCCCUUUAGAUAUGCUGCAGCUCUUGGGAAUGUGUAAAAUUACAUUUUGAACAGUGGCACCUGUAUUAUCUGAGUUCUGUAAAAGAUAUCUUGAGUCUGUAAUAUUUACAGUGUGAUGUUUAGCUACCUUGGGGAGACCUAAAAAGAAAGAUAUAACAGAUAUUGAAUCUCAGACUUUUGAAAUUCUUGGAAUUCUUUCUGUAGAUGGAUCAAAUAUCUGCAUUCUCAAAAUGCUCUACCUAAAAUCUAACUUUUUAUGCCGAUGGACAUAUAUGAGAUUACUGGACAACAAAGUAACACAUGUACCGUUUUUCUCUAGCAAGUGAUGUGGUGAUAUUUGCCUUAUUUAUUUAUAAUACUUCUAUUUCUUCUUGUAAAAACCUAUAUAUUUGUCUCUGUAUUUAGUGUAGUGACUAUUUGUGACUUUGUUUUGGGACCAUUGACAUCAUUCAAUCAUUGUGUAUUUCCUCUUGUUUUGUUGUCUUUUUGAGUAAGUUUAGAGUAGUCUCUGUAGCCUGUCUUGAACAGCAUCACAUGCUGUGUUGCGGUCAUGGCUCUGUAGCAGUGUUGCAGUGUGCAGAGUAAAUUAGUGAUGUUCACAAUGCUUCUUCCUAUAUCCACGUGUUUGUUCUUCCAUGCGAAUGGCCCAUAGCAUUAUGUCUAAUUCUGUCUACACAUAGUCAUGAACUGUGCUGUUGUACUCUAUUAAGCACUUUCCAAGCCUGGCCUUCAUUGAUCUAUUUUUUGUAAUAUUUUUUGUUUUGUUGUUAUUCAAAGGUAUGGAACCACCAAAAAGCCUUUUUACUAAAAGCAGGGAACAUGCACAAUAGAACAAGCUGAGGUCUCAUGUUUAGAACUAAGGAACCCAUAAGACAGGUGAUUCAAGAGCAAAUCUGGCUCAGUUCUCAGCCAUUGGGUCUGUUCUAGAGUCCACUGUGUAAUCCAACCAGUAACUCAUAUGUGUCCGUAUAAAUGCUUUAGGUAUUGCUUUAUCAGCUUUUAACUAUUAGCUUGUUGAGACUCUGUAUCCAUUUUCCUCACAAAGCUGACAUUUGUUGAACAUAAUGGGAUGUUUCUCAUUGAUGGAAUUUACAUACUCAGAAACAAAUUUGAGUUUCACCAUUUCCUGUCAACUGUUAAAAGUGUUAACUUUGAAAGCACAGCUAUAAGCUUAAAGAAGAGACAACCAAAUAAUGAAGUAUUUAAAUAAAAUCACUUCUUGAAUCACUAUGAAAAAAAACUGACAUAUCCUUAUAUAUAUCCCAAAAUAUAACAUCAGUCAAUGGGAUGUCGUGUCAUUGCUGUGCAAAAAUGAUAUUUAGUUCUUCUAGCAGAAGAAUCCAGAAUGUGGUUUUGGAACCUGGGCAGGGCUGUUUUUGCCUCUGCUUUUUCACAUGUACUGUUAGUUGAGAGAAAAUGCAAGAAUAAAAGGUCAGCAAUUGUUUGAUGUAUGAGUAUGGAUAUGUUUUUUGUUUGUUUGUUUGACAAUAUUUAAUUGAAAAGUGUUGUUCAUUGAUGCAGUGAAAUUGUUUGUCCUUGUUAUUUUGCAUUUCAUACAAAUAAAUUAUUGAAAGUAGUACACAACGCACAAAAUUCAAAUCACACCCCUGAAAGUUUAAUGGUUCUCUCUGUCUCUACCUUUGGGCAUUUCAAGAAAUCUAAGGAACCAAACCCUGAUCAACCCAGAAUGAGGCUAACCAUUCUUUUAUUGUGGUCCACCACAAGUACUGUAUGUGAGAGAAUUUCAGAAGUGGGAAGGUCUGUGUAUUCAUUCUGCAAUGCAAUAAAAAAGUGAAAACUAUAAUUGGCUCAACUUUGUAUUUUGUAAUAUAUAUACAUAUAUAUAUAUAUAUAUAUAUAUAUAUGAAUUGAUUGACAUGAAAGCACAAUCCUGGCCCAGAUGAAUGUCAUUGGCUUUGUAGUGGACCAAUCUGUAUCAGGAUAUAGAUCAACUUGUAUCUCUCUCUCAAAGGCACAGCACAAUGACAACGUAAUUACAACAUGUGGUGCAUAGUAGAGCACACUGUGUUGAUUUAUUCUAGUAAUGAUCAUCAGAAGAGAAUUAAGAACAGAACAGAGUUAAGUGGCCUGCCCAGUUCUGAAUAAAGAUGGAGUACAUUUAAAUUGUAGUUAGAAUGACAUUACAAUUCCAACUUUGUUUUGUUGUUGUUUUUUACUUUGUUCUUAUACUUUACUUUUAGCACCCUGUCUUGGAUGUUAGUUAUUUACUUUUAUUUUUCUUGUGUUAAUUAUUUACAGUAAACUCUGUCUUUAGGUGUGGUUAAAUUUGAUGUGUCAUUAAUUGUCCCAAAGUUUAUUUGUGACUUUAUUCUUUUACAGGAGUUCACUGUCAAUCAUCAAUGACAUGACAUGGACAUCUGGUUUAAUCUGAUGCAUGAGGCAAUGAUGAUGUGGAAAAUCUGUUUUGAUUUACAGUUGCUUUAAAAUAUUUUGAAACCAUCUUUUAGUGUGCGGAAUGGGGGUAAAAUAAUUCAACAAGCGUUUCAAAAUGAGAUCAGAAACAUGUUUGGAAGAUGGAAAGUGUUUGGUAAAGAGUCAUUUUAUCGAUAGCUUUGACUAAUUAGGUGUCAUUGUGCAUAAUGGCAUUUAUUGUGUGCAGGUUUUGAAUGGCAGUAGCAUUGGUUGGUUCAAAUACAUGUGAACUUCCUGCUUAUAUUUUUCCGAAGAUGCCAAUAAAUGGAUUUGUUGCUGAAAAA